GUACUCGCCAUUUGGAUUUCGGUCGUUUCUCGUUUUCCGUUCGCUGUGACUGACAACGCAGAAAUAAAUUUUUUGCUGUUUCUAAUUUUUAUCAGUGCUAUAACGAUUUAAUAAAAUGCCUAACCAGGUACUAAUAAUAGAGCCUCAAAAUGAGCUGAAGUUUAAAGUUAAUCUUUCAGGGCUUUUUGACCAAGGCCAUACAACUCACAUGAAGCUCACUAAUCCAACAAGUAAUAUUGUUUUGUUCAAAAUUAAAACAACUGCACCAAAAAAGUAUUAUGUCCGACCAAACUCUGGCGUUCUCGAGCCCAACGCAAAAGUGGAUAUUGCAAUCACUCCACAACAUUUCUAUGUAGAUCCUAAUGAGACCCAUAAACAUAAAUUCAUGGUGCAGAGUGUAAUUGCACCCGAUAAUAAAACCAACAUUGAUCAAGUAUGGAAGGAGACACUUCCCAGCCAGCUCAUGGAUUACAAAUUACGUUGUGUGUUUGUGUCCCCACGGGAAGGCAAUACAAAUCAGGAUGCGGGUGAUACUGCAGCCCAGAAUGAAGUUACUAAAAAGCUGGUGGCUGUAGCUGAAGAGGGCAAACCCCCAGCACCGCAAACUGUGUCUAAGGAAGAGUUAGUCAGUGUUUCAAAAUCUAUGAAAGCAAAUGUCAUGGAGGAGGUAGCAGAUGAUUCUAAUAGCAUUACGGCUUUCUCGAAGUCCGAAAACGUUGAGAAUGAUAUGCAAAAAGUAACAAGCGAAGUAAUUCAUCUUAGAGAGGAAGAGAGUAAACUACGCCACGAAAACUUGCGACUAAAAGAGGAGCUUCUGCGUUUGCAUCAACAAGUAGGAGGCGAGCACACGGCUCAACGUGGCCACUCAUACAGCCCUGAUAGGAAGGAACAGCUCUCUGUGCCAUGGUUAGGUAUCACCCUGGCUAUGGCUCUUUUGGGAAUCAUCAUUGGCAAGUUUUUCAUGUGAAUAAUAGCCCCCCCAUUUCGCGGAUUAACCCCCACAGACACGCCCACAUUACAAGGCAGCUUCGAUCUUGCAAACUUCCGCUUCAGUGCCGCAUUUGUUGAACUCAUUGCGCGUUACACGUAUUGGAUGUUGUGUUUCUAUUUGUGUGUGAUUUUGAUCAUCAUCGUCUGAAUUAGAACGAGUUAGAUGGAACGGUGGGCUUGUCGAGAGGUUAAAAUGCGACUUAAUGUUUCGAUUUAUAAUAUAUUAUUUGCAGCCAUGACCGCGUCUUCACUUAAUCAGUGUCUUGUUUAAAUAAUGUGAGAAGUUUCCGGUAAUAUGUUUUGUUUUUAAUGUUAAUUAAAUUAUAAUUAUGUUUUUAUUUUAGGGCAUAUUUAAUAAUGUUGAUACUAUUGUCCAAUGUAACUUGUAUUCAUGAUUAUGAAAAUCAAAUUGUGCACAUUAUUACUUGACUAUUCAAACCUGUUAGGUAAUGUAUGUGUAAGUCAAAAUGUAAGCUGUGGAGGAAAGUUAUGUAUAUUAAAAAACCAUAGGUAUUUCUUGAAAGGAAUAAAAAUAUCUGACUUUAUUAUUUUUAAAUAACUACAUCUUAUUAAUAAUCUUUAAUAAACAAUGCACAACAACACUAAAGUGUUUUAUUUCAAUUAAUCAUCAAAUAUCAAAAAAAUAUGUAUCCAUUGCUUUUCUCCAUGGUUAACUAUGUAUGAGUCUUCUGAAAUAAGAAGCAUCCUGCUUACUUUAUAAAUUCAUACUUUCAACAGUGCUGUCUUUAUCUUUCUUUCUAGACUUUUCACAUUUGUCCAUGCAAUAAAUAUAAACAUUUAGUGGCAAGCUAGUAUAUUCCUAAUGGCAUUAUUCUAAAUUAUACUUUGAAAGUAAGAAUUGAGAACCUUAAAAUUUUUAUUGAAAGGUUUUGUAGUCUAUAAAACAUGGUGAUUUUCUGUUUUGAGUUGGGAAACCAGGGAAGCUCAUUAAUAUUUAUACUACUUCUAUAUAGACUCAAAUUGACCAGUCAUAUGCGUGUGCAUAAUAAAUAGGCUUUCUAUCUAAACCAGACAUGUCUUCCAUUUAUUUACAAACUGUCCAUCUUCAAUAUAUAAAAUUGAUUCCCUGCUAAAUAACCUUUGACUAAAUUUGGACGCAAACUCAGCAUUAAAACGUACCAUUGUCAGUCACAGUAAAUUUAAUGUACAAAAUUUUAAUGUUGUGUUAACUCACCGAACGACAAGCUCACCUAAGUAUAAUAUUAGUCCUUUACUGAGAAAGAUGUCGCUGUCGUUUGAUUAUUAUUGUAAUAAAUUAAUUAUAGAUACAAGUGCCUUCGUAUGAGUUGAGGAAAAAUGGUUAGCUGCUGUCUGCAAAAUUUUCACUAACAAUAAACAAACGACUCGCAAAAUAAAAAGAACGAGAACAUAAUUUGUUUUGAAACUUGUGUGUACUCACGUAAACUUAUUAAUAUUUUAUCUCUCCCAUGGUAUUUUAUUACAAAUCUUAUACCCACUCUUCUAUACAUUGUCUAAAUCGAGUUUAGUUUAAGAAGAGUUUGCAAGUGGAGGUUUGGUUUGAUUCAUUUCUGUUUCCGUGUUAUAAUAUUUUUUGUGAUAUUUACUAGUAGUGUUAUAAAUUGUCUUUUCUCACUCAAAUUUUACUUAAUAUUAGCGAACCUUUUGCAUCUUAUCGGGAUAGAUAGAUCAAUCGAUAGCGACACCAAAUAUACGAUUUAAUUCUGACAAACAUUUUAGUAACAACAGAUACAACAUCAAUUUUUUUUGUUGUCAAAUGUUAAUUACAAAUAUUUAAUUUAAAUAAUGUUUUGUUUAACUACCCGAAAGCCAAAGUUAUGCCGUUUAGGCAAUAAUGUGGUUGUUCCAAUCAAUUAACGGUUUUUUAAAAUGAUGGCAAUUUAAAAAGAAAUAUAUAAAUCAGAAAUUUUUAAAUCAAUGUUAUAUUUUUUUAUUUCACAUCUUACAUUUGAUUCAUGUUUCAAAUUUCUGAAUCAAUUGUAACUUCAAUAACUCUUUAAUGUUUCUAUUUUAAUUGGCCUGAAUAGAUGUUAAAGUUUUACUGUUAAAUAUACUAAAAUGCAACAUGUUGCAAAUGCCACACAGGUGGCUUAGUAAUUGUUAACAAAAUAUUUUCUAUGAUGAGGAAGUGGAUCUUUCUAAUUUACUUAUUACAAAGAACCACUUCCUUCCAAUUGUUUUGCUAACGUGUUCUGAAGUUUUAAGAAAGAAGCCGCGGUUAAAGGCUUUCAAGUUAAAUAAUGUAUAGUGUCGAGGGUUUCCGAAGAUUUGAUGUGGCUAGUCACUUGGUAAAAUGUCAGAAAAUUAAAAUACAACCUAUGUUAUUAUGGGUUUCCCAAAUUUAAGAAAUGCCAAAAUAUUGGCUAGUCUAAGCAAGCAUUAUUCAUUUCCCAGAAGAUAAAUUGGUGAUGGAAAGGGAACUUGUAUUGGUCACGAGCAAAAGCGUUACUAAUACUAAAUAUGCUAUCACUUUAAAAUAUAUUGCAUUUGUCUUUCGUUUUGUAACUAACGUCUAAUAGUCAUACGAACAAGUACAAUAGUUAUUAAUAAUGCCACUGCCUGUACAAACAGUUCCGUAACAGCUAUCUCGUUAAUGAUAUUGCUAUAGAGAAAAUUAGUAAGCACGUAGUUUAAUAUAUGCUGUAAAAACACACGACAUUUAUUUGCAUGAAUUUUGAAUGUUUUACACGUCGUUUCUGUUUCUAAUAUAUUAUUACCCAAUUUAUAUUGGUUAUAUCGAGAAACGAUGUUCAAUAUAUAUAUAUAUUAUACAUAUAUUUAAAACGAUUCUUAUUAUGUAGUUAUAGUUUGUGUCUGAAUGUGUGAUAAAUACAUUAUGGCUUUGGAUGUAAUGUCGGUCGAGUAACUAUUCAUACCAUGUAGAAGUUCUGCGGUGUAGCACUUUAAAAAUAAAUCGUAAGAUCAGUUAUAUUUAUCUAGUUUUGAGUGAUUAUAAGCAAUCAUAUUAAGAAGUAUCGGUUCUUUGGCAAAUAUUGUUAUUACUGUAUUCUCAAAAAAUUAUAUUACCGCUUGUGAAUAUGUCGUGGAUAUUAUGUUGGGUUAGGUUAUUUGGAUUGAUAAUGAUUAAGUAAUAAAUUCUUAGGUUUAUCUUUAAGUAAAUACAGUAAUAUUUAAAUUGAAUAAAAUUUCCGUGUGGUAUUGUUAUAUUAUGCUAUAUUGUAUCGUUUUCUCAAUAAAAGACUUAAUUUAUGA
Messenger RNA from Pieris napi, 4203 nucleotides. RefSeq names its product vesicle-associated membrane protein-associated protein B-like (gene Vap33). Lineage: Eukaryota; Metazoa; Arthropoda; Insecta; Lepidoptera; Pieridae. The record is from RefSeq and is a predicted model, not a curated record. The transcript is spliced from 8 exons. Gene Ontology annotation, molecular function: FFAT motif binding. Gene Ontology annotation, cellular component: endoplasmic reticulum membrane; plasma membrane. The coding region runs from base 116 to 967 and encodes 283 amino acids. Gene Ontology annotation, biological process: endoplasmic reticulum membrane organization.